Molecule: messenger RNA, 2076 nt
Organism: Dovyalis caffra
Lineage: Eukaryota; Viridiplantae; Streptophyta; Magnoliopsida; Malpighiales; Salicaceae
Source: the annotation of a GenBank genome assembly
AUGAUCCCAUUUCCAUUUGCAACACGCUAUAUACAAACUCAAGGAUUAAGGUCGGCUUCAACCACCCCAUAUUGUCAAGACUCGAAAAAUGGAAGUAUUCCAUCAGAUCCUCCUAUCAACCAGCUGCCUCCUGUUGGUGGUCUUUGCAGUGGAUUGCAGCCCCCAGAGGAGCAUAUCAAAUGCUCAUCAAGAAACAUGAACUGCACCAUCACAAACUCGUAUGGCGCUUUCCCUGAUCGCAGCAUAUGUCAAGCAGCAAACGUUGCAUACCCCACCACAGAAGAGGAGCUAAUUUCAAUAGUAGCAGGAGCAACCAAGGCCAAAAGAAAGAUGAAAGUGGCAACUCGCUACUCUCAUAGCAUCCCUAAACUAGUUUGCCCUGAUGGCGAAAAUGGAUUACUUAUAAGCACCAAUUACCUCGAUCAUACAUUGGAAAUUGACGUCCAAUCGAUGACAAUGAGCGUAGAAAGUGGAGUCACGCUGAGACAACUUAUCAACGAGGCUGCCAAGGCUGGCCUUGCCUUGCCUUACUCACCAUAUUGGUGGGGCUUGACUAUUGGUGGCCUAUUGAGCACGGGUGCUCAUGGUAGCACAUUGUGGGGCAAAGGGAGUUCAGUUCAUGAUUAUGUGGUGGCACUAACAAUCGUUAGUCCAGGAGGACCUGAAGAUGGAUAUGCUAAGGUCCGGAAGCUCAACGAGAAUAGUAGUUGGGAACUUAAUGCCGCCAAGGUCUCGCUUGGAGUUCUAGGAGUUAUUUCGAAGGUUACUCUGCAACUGCAACCCAUGUUCAAACGAUCCGUUUCCUAUGUGGUGAAGAAUGACAGCGACUUAGGAGAUCAGGUGGCUAGCUUUGGUAGUCAACAUGAGUUUGCGGACAUAUCGUGGUAUCCUAGUCAAGGCAAGGCAGCCUAUCGAAUUGAUGAUCGGGUUUCUUCCAAUACCUCUGGCAAUGGCCUCAACGACUACAUCCCAUUCCGCUCUACUCUUUCUCUUGGAUUGGCCGUCGUUAGAAGCACAGAGGACACUCAGGAAUUCUUGAAAGACGCUGGUGGGAAGUGCGCUAGCGCAAAACUAAUUGCAUCCACGCUCAUUUCCUCAGCUUAUGGAUUAACGAACAAUGGUAUGGUUUUCACGGGCUAUCCUGUAAUUGGAUACCACAAUCGCCUCCAGUCAUCAGGAACUUGUCUCGAUAGCCCUGAAGAUGCGUUGAUCACGGCAUGUCCAUGGGAUUCAAGAAUUAAGGGUGAGUAUUUUUUCCAAGCCACGUUCAGUAUCAGCCUGUCACUUGUGAAGGGCUUCAUUCAAGAUGUGCAAAAGCUAGUCAAAUUGGAGCCUAGAGCGCUAUGUGGCCUAGACCAGUACAAUGGUAUCCUCAUGCGCUACGUUAAGGCAUCAAGUGCCUACUUGGGCAAGCAAGAUGAUGCAUUGGAUUUUGAUAUUACAUUCUAUCGACACAAAGACCCCACGAAACCUAGACUUUAUGAAGACAUACUUGAAGAAAUUGAGCAACUCGCAGUGUUUAAGUACGGAGGCUUGCCACACUGGGGGAAGAAUAGAAACCUAGUAUUUAAUGGUGCACUUAAGAAAUACAAAAAAGCUGGAACAUUCUUGAGGGUAAAGAAGAUGUAUGAUCCAUUGGGGCUUUUUUCCAGUGAGUGGACAGACCAAGUUCUUGGACUAAAAGGUGAGGUGAACAUUGUAAAAGAGGGGUGUGCACUGGAAGGAUUGUGCAUAUGCUCCCAAGACAUUCAUUGCGCACCAAGCAAGGGCUAUUUUUGUAAUCCUGGAAAAAUUUAUCAAGAUGCAAGAGUAUGUGGGAUCCUCCUAAGGACAAACGAUGAGACACUGUGUGGACCUGGCCCUGGCGGAUGGCUCGAUGGUUCUCUCAACUCAGAAGAGCUACUAUACCGUCAUGGCCUUGCGUUAGCUACCAUACCGUCAAACGUGCACUGUCAAACGUGCACUGCCAAUGUUACAAUUGUUUAUGACUUCGCUGUUACUAGUUACUUGUGCUCCCAAGAAGGGACAAUUAUUUGGGAAAUACCCAGAAACAACACAGGAAAGAUACACAAUUAG